AUGAUAUCUCCAGUUAAUUAUACGGUAUCUUCCUCGGACAGACAGGUUGAAAAUGUGAGUCAGAAAUCUGGAUUUAUACCCUACCAGAAUCAACUUCAGUAUACAAUAGACUCUACAAGUUCUUACCAACCUACAUUUCCUUCUUCAUUUUAUCAACCAUGGGAGGUUUACAACUCACCACACCUGGAAACCAACUUCAUUAGACAAUCUUCUGUUACCAUCGAGUCUCCAGUAUCUAGAGAUGGUAGCAUUGAGUCUCAUUUGGAUCUUGAUUCAAGUCCAUCAUCUUCAAGAUAUUCAACAACUCCUACCACAACUCCACCUCUAAUUACCGAUAGCGACAGUGGAAAUUCUUCCGGAUUUGUAUCUGAUUCUAGUCCCCAACCUGCCACCUCGUCAUCACCUAACGUUCCUCCACCGAUCUCUACAACAGACCUUGGUAGAAAAUUAUCUGAUCCUGAGAAGACUACAAGCAAGAAGAAUUCAAGAACAAAUUACAGUCCUCAACAAGUCCGAUCAUUAGAAAAAAUAUUUCUCGAUACGCCAUAUCCAGAGUCUGAAGUGAUGGAACAGUUGUCUCGAGAUCUGGAUAUUCCAGAGAAAAACCUGAAGAUUUGGUUUCAAAACAAGCGUGCCAGAUGGAGGAAACGAGUCCGUGACAACAAACCAGCUUUCCCACCAAUGAAUCCUAGCUACAUUCCACCAGUUGCUACAAACAUUACACAAUAUAGUAUGAUGUCUCCUUCAGCAUUGAUGUCCCAAGUAUUACCAUCGGGAGUUGUUUCCCGACCAGUUUAUAAUAUACCGUCUUCCAUCCCAGCGACAUCCAACACUACCACAUUUCAAAGAGCCAUGCCUUUUCCAACAUACGUCAACUCGUACAUGUAUCCCCAGUUCAGAUGA
Messenger RNA from Lottia gigantea (owl limpet), 903 nucleotides. RefSeq lists its product as hypothetical. Gene Ontology annotation, molecular function: sequence-specific double-stranded DNA binding; DNA-binding transcription factor activity, RNA polymerase II-specific. Gene Ontology annotation, cellular component: nucleus. NCBI's taxonomy places the organism in Eukaryota, Metazoa, Mollusca, Gastropoda, Lottiidae. The record is from RefSeq and is a predicted model, not a curated record. The transcript has 3 exons. Gene Ontology annotation, biological process: regulation of transcription by RNA polymerase II. The coding region runs from base 1 to 903 and encodes 300 amino acids.